This is a messenger RNA of Hyla sarda, 2581 nucleotides long. It is a transcript of the gene CCR6, whose product is annotated as C-C motif chemokine receptor 6. Gene Ontology annotation, cellular component: membrane. NCBI's taxonomy places the organism in Eukaryota, Metazoa, Chordata, Amphibia, Anura, Hylidae. The record is from RefSeq and is a predicted model, not a curated record. The transcript is spliced from 5 exons. Gene Ontology annotation, molecular function: C-C chemokine receptor activity. The coding region runs from base 870 to 1961 and encodes 363 amino acids. Gene Ontology annotation, biological process: chemotaxis; immune response; G protein-coupled receptor signaling pathway.
UAGGACGUCUCCAGUAGCUGCACGCAGCCCAACAAGGAAGAGGUAACAAAACAUGAAUAAACAUUAAAGAGGUGUGCCAAACAACGGAAUGACGAAGAUAACGCAAUAUGGAGGAACAACCUAUAAAUGGAGCUCACAAACAAAACAUGGUGCCCGUUAUGUAAGGGCAAAAGGUGGUCGCUACCACAUAGGGUUACAGAGAACUAAACAGCUUCCUGCAAAAAACAAAGGUUAAAGUACACAGUUCUUUCUGCUGACAGCUAGACAUGUGCAGAAGAAAAAUUUUCUUUUUUUUUUCAUUUAGUUUUUUUCGUCUUUUAUAAAAUUUUCGGUUCAGUAAUAUUUUCAGUUUUGAUUUUCAGAUACAUUCGGUAUUUAGGUGUCCAGGUUUCAUUUUUUUUCGGAUACAUUCGGUAUUCGGGUGUCCGGUGGGUUAAUUUUUUCAGAUACAUUCGGUAUUCGGGUGUCCGGGGGCUCAUUUUUUUCGGAUACAUUCGGUAUUCAGGUGUCCAGGUUUGAUUUUUUUCGGAUACAUUCGUAUUCAGGUGGGUUUGAUUUUUCGUAUACAUUCGUAUUCGGUUACAUUCGGGAAAAAUCUUAAGCAGGGGACCAUUAUCGGGAGUGUGUGCAGGAAAAGAGGGCAGCCGCAGAGAUCGGAACAUUGGAAGACAGGAACUUCAAAAAUCAAGCAAGAAAAGCUACAUAUAUAUACUACAGUUUCGGGAAGUGUAAUUCUACAGCAUUUGCAACAAGAAUUUUGUAAUAUUUAGUUUACGGUCCAGUAUUGAACGAUGGUGGUCUUUGGACUCGGGCUGGCCCGCUGAUGCGUUUUCCACUUCUCUGAGAUCUAGUAAACUGGGACAGAAAAAAUGGCAAAUUUCACGACCACCACUACCAGUCUUACAGAUGACUAUGAAGUGGACUUCGAGGAUGCAGGCACAGUAUGCAGUCUGGAAAGUGUUAGAGUGUUUUUGAAAACAUUUGUGCCUCUUACAUUUUCAUUUAUAUUUGUACUUGGACUUGUGGGAAAUAUUCUAGUAGUGAUAACAUUCAGUUGUUACAAAAAAACUAAAAGUAUGACAGAUAUAUAUCUUCUCAAUAUGUCGAUUGCGGACAUUUUAUUGAUUUUCACCCUUCCAUUCUGGGCAGCAUAUUACUAUAAUGAAUGGAUUUUCAAGGACUUUAUGUGCAAAUUGGUAAGAAGCAUUUAUGCAAUAAAUUUCAAUUGCAGCAUGUUGCUGUUGGCAUGUGUGGGUAUUGAUCGAUAUGUGGCUAUUGUUCAGGUAACUAAGUCAUUUAGCUUCAGAACAGUGGCUUUGGCAUAUAAACGUGUACUCUGUAUCUCAUUGUGGAUUAUUUCUGUAAUACUCUCCACAAUCACUUUUAUUUUCAGCGCUUCCUUUCCACAUAAUGGAAAGUUGGUUUGUGAAGCACGUUACCCGGCAAACCAGGAAGCAUUUAGAUGGAAGUUGGCAGUUUUAUCGGUUGAGGUCAGUGUAGGAUUUCUAAUACCUUUACUUGUCAUGAUUUUUUGCUAUGUCUCUAUUGUUAAAACCCUCUUGCAAGCAAAAAAUUCCCAAAGACAUAAAGCAAUAAAUGUAGUUGUCAGUGUGGUCCUCAUAUUUCUGGUGUGCCAACUUCCAUAUAAUGUACUUUUAUUGAGAAGAGCAGCAACAUUGGGAGACCAAAAGCCAACUUGUCAUGAAAGAAUUAAUGAUUCCUAUGCAUUCUUUAUAACAAAGACAUUGGCUUAUUUCCACUGCUGUCUGAAUCCUGUUAUCUAUGCUUUCAUUGGUGUAAAAUUUAGAAAUUAUUUUUUUAAAAUAAUUCAAGAUUUGUGGUGCUUUAAAAAUAUGUUUAAUCCAAGAACACACUGGUCAAGAGCAUCUUCAGACAUGUUCUCCUCAAGGAAAACAAGUGAAGUAUCUGCAAGUGAAGGUGGCUCAUCCUUUACCAUGUAACAUUAAAAAUGCCUUUAGCUUAUAGUCAUAUAUCAUCAUUCUAACAUUAUAAAGAAAUUAGAGGCAAAGAAUCCAUAUAUAUACUGACAAGCUUAUUAUUAGGUAUUGAACAGCAAAUAAAGUAGAAAAUAACAUGUAUUCUCUUACUGAAACGAUUAAUUUUCAUUACUGAAUAAAUAAGUUGAUUUGCACGGUUUGCUGGUAGACUGUGGCACCCCAGCAUGGCCUUUUCAUUUUCAUAAUUUACAAUGAAAACAAAAGGGUUGUCCAAGAAAGUAAAAAUGUUUUAAAUGAUAUUACAGAUCCUUAAAGGGGUUGAAAAAUGUUUCAAUAAACAGCCGAAAUGUCAUAAAAGAACAUAAAAACAUUUGCUUACCUUUGGCAAUCCAGCCAGAAGCUCUAGUGGGUGCCCUGCUUAAACUGCUGACAUCAUGGAAGUAUCAAUCCUACACAGAUUCGCUGAAAGAAAAAUGGGCUUAGCGGGGUACCGUCUCAAAGCUACAAAUUAGCUGCGGACCCCCAUUAAAAAUUAAAGGGAAACAUUUUAUUAUCGGACAAUGUGUUUUGAGAGUCUGCUCUCUUUCGUUAGAUCCAUAAAAAACAUGUUUAAAGGGGUAUUC